This is a messenger RNA of Capsaspora owczarzaki ATCC 30864, 730 nucleotides long. RefSeq names its product 6-pyruvoyl tetrahydropterin synthase. Gene Ontology annotation, cellular component: mitochondrion. The transcript has 4 exons. The coding region runs from base 120 to 533 and encodes 137 amino acids. Gene Ontology annotation, molecular function: 6-pyruvoyltetrahydropterin synthase activity. The record is from RefSeq and is a predicted model, not a curated record. NCBI's taxonomy places the organism in Eukaryota, Filasterea, Ministeriida, Capsasporidae. Gene Ontology annotation, biological process: tetrahydrobiopterin biosynthetic process.
CUCCUCGUUUCUCUAAAGUGAUUCACAUUGCUGCCCAUUCACACGCACGUUGACGAGCAGCCCAGCCACAAAACCGACACACACACACACACACACACACACUUUCAACACAAAGCAAAAUGCCGAUUGCGUACUUGAGUCGGCGCGAGUCGUUCAGCGCGGCGCACAGACUCCACUCGCCAGAGCUGUCGGACGCGGACAACGUCGCGAUAUUCGGCAAGUGCAACAAUCCCAACGGACACGGCCACAACUACGAAGUCGAAGUCGUCAUCCGCGGCGAGAUCGAUCCAAGGACAGGAAUGGUCAUGAAUUUGACAGAUCUGAAGGAAAUUAUGCGACAAGCCAUCAUGGAGCCGCUCGACCACAAACACCUGGACAAGGAUGUUCCGUAUUUCGCAACCGUACCAAGCACAACCGAAAAUCUCGCCGUUUACAUUUGGCGCCAAUUGGUGCCAUUGCUACCAGCAGGGCGGCUGUACGAGGUCUGCAUUCACGAGACGGAUCGAAAUGUCAUCAUCUACCGAGGGGAUUGAUCUGAUGGCAUGUUGUCCGCGAGAGCACCCUGCGGCCUGUUGCUGCUGGCUAUUGGGAGCACGUGGUGGUGCUGGGGCGCAAGUUGAUCUCUGGAUUCAUUGCUUUUCUGUCGGCUGUGACAUGAUUUGUGAUACAAGAGCGUUUUUCUCUCCAUUUUCAAUAACAGCCAGAGUGCAUGUUGACCGAAGCAGCGAAA